Messenger RNA from Malaclemys terrapin pileata, 704 nucleotides. RefSeq lists its product as uncharacterized. NCBI's taxonomy places the organism in Eukaryota, Metazoa, Chordata, Testudines, Emydidae. The coding region runs from base 72 to 704 and encodes 210 amino acids. The record is from RefSeq and is a predicted model, not a curated record. The transcript is spliced from 7 exons.
CUGUGAUUCGGCAGCCGAAGGCAAUUCAGCUGGUUCCUUGGUUUCUUCGCGGCAGCCAGCACCGAGAUACGAUGCUCUCCAACAGCAUUGUUAUGAAUGGCCACACAGGUCCCAGCACCACAGCAGCGAAUGAGCCCAACCUUCCUCCGGAGAAGCGGAAAAAUAAAAGAAUAGUCCGGCGAAACGAGACAUUAAGAAGCAAUUUAGUGAAGAGCGGGCUUCAGUUCAUUGACAGAUUUGUGGAGUUGCUGAAGGAAACGGAGGAUGCACCCAAGGACACCCAAAAAAAAUACCUGCAAAAGAUGCUGCACGCGAUAUUCUUCUUCGGACGAAUACAUAAAACUCCCAUAGAGCCCAGAGAGUUUUUACCUGAGCCUUAUCAAGAUGCAUUCAGACGUCUCUACCCAGCCCCAUUUGAGCAGUGUACAAUGCACCUUCCCACCAAAACACCUUACUCCAUCCUUCUUGAUUACGUGACAGAAGUGAAACGUUUCACUACCCCCAAGGAGCUAAUGAGCUUUCUGCAGAGCUUUAAUGUGCAACUGUGGAAUCAAUCACCGGAGGAGGGACCUCAUGCGCUGGAUGCCACUAAGUUCACCUUUACAGCCUCAGUUAUCGCUUGCUGCUUCUACGAUGGUCCCCAGGGUGGCGCUGACCACCACCGCUUCUAUGGCGCUUCCCUCUCAUCCUACGCCACCUCCUGA